CUAGCAACCAGCCCGUCAGCCAGCUCAGUGCCUCUCCAGGCCGUCCGCCCGUCCGGACACGCCGCGUCCCGGACUACAAGUUGCCCAAAUAACGAGGCAAACCCUCCAUGGAGCCGAACUCUGAGUGAGCCGAGGGCGCCGCCAUGAACGACCGGUAUCACCGGGCGGCCCGGGACGGCUACCUGGACGUGCUGAAGGAGGCCACACGGAAGGAGCUGAACGCACCGGAUGAGGAUGGGAUGACACCGACGUUAUGGGCCGCUUACCACGGCAACCUGGAGGCGCUCCGGCUCAUCGUGGGGAGAGGAGGUGACCCAGACAAGUGUGACAUCUGGGGCAACACGCCGCUUCACCUGGCAGCUGCCAACGGCCACCACAACUGCCUGUCCUUCCUGGUGGCUUUCGGUGCCAACGUGUGGUGUCUGGACAAUGACUACCACACACCGCUGGACAUGGCCGCCACCAAGGGACACAUGGACUGUGUUCGCUACCUGGACUCCAUCGCUGCCAAGCAGAUCACCCUCAACCCAAAGCUGGUCGGCAAACUCAAGGACCGGGCGUUCCACGCUGCGGAGCGCCGGAUCAAAGACUGCGCAAAGCUCCAGAGGAAGCACCGUGAACGUAUGGAGAGGAGGUUCAUGAAGGAGUCAGCGGCUUUGGACAACUUGGAUGCUAUUAGCUUUUCUAGCUACACCAGCGGCAGCACACUGAGGAGCAAGUUCAACACUGUCACCUCCAACAUGCCAUACUCGCAGGCCACCCUGCAUUCCACAGCCAAGGGCAAGGCCAAGAUACAGAAGAAGCUAGAGAAGAAGAAGCAGGUAGAUGGAACGUUCAAGAUCUACGAGGACGGGAGGAAAAGCGUGCGCUCGUUGUCUGGCCUACAGCUUGGCAAUGACGUCAUGUUCGUCAAACAGGGCACAUACGGCAACCCCAAGGAGCAGUCACGCCUCAACAUCCGCGACAUGUUCCCCCGUGACAAUGACGACGAUGCUGACACCAUCUCUCGUGCCAUGAGCGACCCGGGCCUCCAUGAGGCUGCAUAUUCGGAGAUCAGUGCCGACUCCGGGCGUGAUUCCCUGUUCACCCGACCCGGGCUUGGCACCAUGGUGUUCAGGAGGAACUAUAUGAGUGGAGGCAUGUUUGGUAUCGGGGCACGGGAUGAAGGGAGUGUAGCGGGGAGUGAACCUUUGGGCCGGGCACCUAAUGUUCGUCUACGGGGACAUCUGCCUCAACGCUUGUCCAGCUUUGAUGAGGACAGUAUUGGCAGCGCCUUGAGCCUGCAAGAAAGACACCUUCAGGAUUUUCCCUGGGAGGAGACUGACGUUGGGUUGGAUCAGGACUUGGAGCCAGAAAACAGUCCUCUGGAGACCUUCCUGGCCUCUCAAAGCCUCAGUGAGUUCAUGCAGAUCUUCAGGAGGGAGAAGAUCGACCUGCAGGCUUUACUGCUGUGUUCAGAUCAGGACCUCACAAGUAUCCAUAUCCCUUUGGGCCCCAGGAAGAAACUUCUGGAUGCCUGCAAGAGACGUCUGGACACCCUAGAUGAACCAGAGGCCAUUGAAGACACUGAGCUUUGAAGGAUAAACACACAGCGAAGACGUUAUGUUAUUAUUCCCCAGUACAGUCAGCGGAGGCAACAUGGAAUCUAAGCAUCUAACUAAAACUUGGAAAAGAAGUAAUAAACAUUUUUAUGGGAAAACUUUGCCACAUAUACAGACACAUGGGCACAUGUCUGCAUUGUGUUUGUAUGGAUUCUCUUCCAGUGAAAUUUAGCCUGUCUGUUACUGUAACAGCUGUUGUCUUUGGUAUACCGUAUCAAUGAAUGAUUUAUGUAUAAGUGAAUGUAUGUACCUAAUCCUCUGAAUAUAUUGUGUAUUAUGUUUUCAUUGUACAGUUUUCUUACUUUAAACAUGUUAUUUUACUCCAUGGCACAUACACAAUGGCGACUUACUAUUUAUUGGGUUAUUUAUGAAUGAAAAGCCACAGACUGACCGUUGCUCUGCAAACAGUGUUGCAAGAGUAAAAACAAUGGUGUGGGACUGUGAGCUUAUGUGAGUGUGUGCUAGAUAACACUGUUAUCUCAGGUUGCUCCAGGGCAUAUUUGGUUUCUCUGAAGGUCUGUCUGUCUGUGCACUUGAGAGUAUGAUUGUGCAUGAAUGUACAUUUUAUGUUGGUAAAAACCUGUUUUUGUAUCUGAAGAUGUACCCACAACAAUAAUUAUCUUUUAUUAAACAAAGUGAAAAAUA
Molecule: messenger RNA, 2246 nt
Organism: Siniperca chuatsi (mandarin fish)
Lineage: Eukaryota; Metazoa; Chordata; Actinopteri; Centrarchiformes; Sinipercidae
Gene: ush1gb
Product: Usher syndrome 1Gb (autosomal recessive)
Exons: 4
Coding region: 144-1577 (477 amino acids)
Biological process (GO): sensory perception of light stimulus; equilibrioception; sensory perception of sound
Molecular function (GO): protein binding
Source: RefSeq, a predicted model, not a curated record